AUGCAAAUUGAUAUUGCUAUAGAUCAAUUGAAUGAGCUUAUAUUAUUUUUUGAAAAGUACAGAGAAAAUGGAUUUAAGGAGGCCAUUACUGAAGCUAAAAAGGUUGCAUCUGAAAUGGAAAUUGAAACUGUAUUUCGUGAAAAGCGUAUCAUUCGCAGGAAGAGACAAUUUGAUGAAAGUGCUACCGAAGAGACAAUGUUAUCUCCUGAAGAAUCAUUUAGAAUUAAAUACUUUCCAUAUAUAGUGGAUCAAGCUAUUUCUUCUCUUAAGAGUAUGUUUGAACAAUUUCGGCAUUAUGAAGAAGUCUUCGGGUUUUUAUUUGAUUUGAAGAAAUUCAGCAUUGUUGAUGAUGCUAGUUUGAAGGCUUAUUGUGCGAAACUUGAAGGAUUUUUAAAGCAUGACAGCCAUUUUGAUAUUGAUGGCGAAGAUUUAUUUUUAGAGUUAAAAUUUUUGAGAGAAUACUUACCAAAAGAAAUAAAAAAAGUAAUUGACGUGCUGAAUUAUUUGAAGAAAUUGGAUGGUACUUUUCUGAAUGCUUGGAUUGCUUACAGAAUAUUGUUGACCAUACCUGUUACUGAUGCCUCUGCAGAAAGAAGUUUUUCAAAGUUAAAAUUAAUCAAAUCUGAUCUUCGAUCAACUAUGUCACAAGAAAGAUUGAAUGGCUUAGCUAUAUUGUCAAUUAAGAAAAAUAUAGUGGAGAAGCUUGAUUAUACAAGUUUACUUAAUGAUUUUGCAUCUAAAAAUGCAAGAAGAUGCUUCAUAAAGUGA
Messenger RNA from Asparagus officinalis (garden asparagus), 768 nucleotides. RefSeq names its product zinc finger MYM-type protein 1-like. Gene Ontology annotation, molecular function: protein dimerization activity. Lineage: Eukaryota; Viridiplantae; Streptophyta; Magnoliopsida; Asparagales; Asparagaceae. Bases 1 to 768 code for a protein of 255 amino acids. The transcript has a single exon. The record is from RefSeq and is a predicted model, not a curated record.